Pelmatolapia mariae (spotted tilapia) is the source of this 4604-nucleotide messenger RNA. RefSeq names its product tripartite motif containing 65 (gene trim65). The transcript is spliced from 8 exons. Gene Ontology annotation, molecular function: protein binding; zinc ion binding. The record is from RefSeq and is a predicted model, not a curated record. Bases 78 to 1640 code for a protein of 520 amino acids. Lineage: Eukaryota; Metazoa; Chordata; Actinopteri; Cichliformes; Cichlidae.
GCGUCAUACGUCAUCCGGAACGCUUCAUCCAGCGAUAUUCAUACAGUGUUCUGCAUGAAUCUAUCUGUUUACGUGAGAUGUCUGCCAUGUCUUCAGAGAUGGAGUCUCAGAAUGCAAACCUAAACUGUUCCAUUUGCCUGGAGUUCUUCCGGUAUCCUGUAACCAUCCCCUGCGGUCACACCUUCUGUAAAAACUGCAUCAGCAAGCACUGGGACAUUAAGAGCCAGUCUGACAUUGGCCCUCAGUGCCCCAUCUGCAAUGAGGAGUUCAAAAUUAGACCUGUCUUGAGGCGUAAUGUGUCCUUGUCGGUCCUGGCAGAGACUGCAAACAGCGCUGGCCCCUCAUGUAGGGAUGCUCUGGUGAGAGGAGGUGAAGGGGCCAGAGCCAUGCUGCUGUGCGAGCGCCAUAAAAAGCCUUUGGUUUAUUACUGCAGGCAGGACAAAAGGUCUGUGUGCAACGAAUGUGAAAAGUCAGAGUGCGUGAACCAUGAAAGGGUCAUAUUGGAGGAAGAAAGGGAAACUCAAGAGCUGCUGCUGGAAAGGAAGAAUACAGACGUGGGGAAACUGCUUGAAGAGACGCAGAAAAGUAUAAAUGACUUGGCUGAGAAUAUCAAUCAAGCUAAGGUAACUCUUGAGCAGACGUCAGCCUGGGUGAACGCCAAGUUUUCUAACCUGAUGAAAAUCCUGUCCGAGAAGCAGGAGGCAACAGCGCUUUUUAUUGAGGUGCAAAAGCAGGCAGCCCUCACGGAGGCAGACGCGCGGCUAACCGAACUCAGCGAGCGCUCCCGCCUGCUCAGAGAGUGCCAAGACCAAAUUGCGGCACUACAUAACCUCCCUGAUACUGACCUCAUCAGGGAAUCAUUGCACGUAGAAGUCCCGCGCUUCAAGGACAUUUCCACAGAUGUGACUUCGACCCUGCAGGAUCGAUUAAACGGCGUCACCGACAUCCUCUCCCGAGUGUCUAAGCUGGUGUCUGAGGACCUGGAGAAAGCUGUGACCACCGCUGUGGGUCAUGACAGAGAAGGUUCUCCUCAGGACAAGAGGCCAGUACUCGCUGUGGUUCCCAGCCCUGCUGCUCCGUGCUACCCAGUUGGGAAGGAGGGCCUCAGUGCUUACCGAUGCUCUCUGACUUUUGACCCGCGGACAGCCAAUGGGCAUCUAGUUCUUUCCCAGGAGAACCGCAGGGCUGAGCACUUGACAUCAGGGCCACGCGCUGUCCCCGCACAUGAAGCCCGCUUUGAUCACACCUGGCAGGUGCUCUGCUUUCAGGGAUUCAAACACGGACAGCACUACUGGGAACUGGAGGUGUCCAAGCCUUGGGCCUACCUCGGGGUAACCUACGAGAACAUCCCCAGGAAGGAGAAGGGCAAGAGAUGCAUGGUGGGAAUGAAUGAACUGUCCUGGAGCCUGCAACUGGACGAGCACCAGCUCAGCGCCUGGCACAACGGCCGGCGGGAGACCAUCCCCGGCAACUCCCAUCACAGCCGCAUCGGCAUGCUGCUGGACUACGAGGCGGGUACACUUACCUACUACGGAGACGGGCAGACAAGGCUGCACGCCUUCCACUGUGCCUUCACCCAGGAGCUGUUUCCCGCCUGCUGGAUAGGAGAGGGGGUCAGCAUCACCCUCUGCUCUUCAUGAGUGGACUUGUAAAAGAGGGGAACAAGUGGAAUUCUAGGAAUACUAUGAAUCAUGGCCACAAUCUGACUUGACAUAAAGAACCCCCCGCCUCCAAACAGUCUAGGAGCUUCUUUUAAAUUCACUUUUCUCUUCUGGGACGACCGCCUUCCUACAUUGUUUUUAGUAGAAGAACUGACUGACUGGGAUUUUCUUUCCUCUAACAUGUUUGCCAUUUGGUUUUGCAUUGUCACUUACCACAAUGUUGCUAAGGAAACAGUUUAUAUGCAUACAUAAGGGGCUUUUAAAAGGAUUUGCAGUUUUAGUUCACACUAAUUCUUUUUUUUAACGUGAUAAAUAAUGUUCAUGUGUCCUAUUUCAGGUAGGAAAAAAACAGUUACAUUUCAGUGGGUCACACUUUUGAACUUUCAUUACCUAAAGCUUAGAAACAAAUGACUCCUCAUGAGACACUGAACUCUGCAUACAUGCUGGAUUAUGUCUUUAAUUAGGGCACACACCCUUGUUGAAACAAAUGUUCUUUUUUCCAAAAUAGGCUUACAAUAUAUGCUGUGUGAUUAGUGAAAAGAUACUUACUGAGGUGGAGGUGAAUGCAUCAGUAAUACUGUGUUGUGUUUCUGUGCCAGCACAGGAGGACAACUUGAACACACUCGGUCUUACACAUGUGUCAGAUUUGAGUAUUCUUGAUUCUGCCCUAAAGAAAUGCACUUCAGGCUACAUGGGAAGAUGGAUGAAACUCCAGUAUUUGAAGUUUCCUAUACGUUGGCGAGGACCUGUUACACUCAUUCCAUUUGAAAAACAUGAAUUGACUUUAAGGGAAAUUUAUAUGAUUCUUUUUAGCAAAGGUGAAAUUCAAUAUUGUCCUGACUUUAUUUUUAAAGUUCAAUUAAAGCAUUAUAUUAGUAGAUUCACCUAUUGUAUCAAUUUGAAUAUCUUCAGUGACUUCACUCAUGAGUUAUCUCAUUCAUAAUAUUUUCAGGAAACUUGACUCUGACCUUGAGGUCGGGUUUACCAAGACAGAAACCGACAGAAAAGCAUAAUGGGUCCACUUUUGUAGCUUUAUGUUCAUCACACAGAGUGAAUUGUAUCAGAUGGAAAUUGAUGAAUAUCCGCCUAUGCCACAGCAUAUGUCCACAUACAAAUGAAAACAGCAAAUGUAAAGGGGAUGCUUGGGGAAAACAAAUUUCAAGGCUCCGAUGUUUAGGGUAAAUACUGUACUCAUACAUGUCCAAACCUCUUAUUGUGUUUUCUGAUAAUAUUCACAUGUAUGCUGAGCUCAUUCUACAGAAGUAUGUGAGCUACUGUAGAUAGGUGAAACAAAAAUGUUGCAGGCUGUAGCGCUACUACUGAGAACACAACUGAAAAUCGAAGGCCGCGUUAUCACAUUGCGAUCUGAUCGUGACUGCGCAAACAAACGGUGCCGACUGCUGACAGUGCUGAGCUGGAAUCUGAUGUAUUGUGCUGGUGUGUGCAUUUUUUGGGGCAGAUGAUUUUUAGAUUAUGAGGGUUUACAAAUCUUAGCUUAGCUGAGAACUUUUAGCACAUUUAAAGUGGGUUACUGCUGUGGAUUUGCACAAGUUUCCUGAGGAUAAGGAACAGCUGAGGAAAAGCACAUUUGGCUGUUUUGGCCUAAUGAUUGGGGGAAAACUUUGUCACUCUUCCUGCCGACUGUUGCAUAUGCUUGUCAGAACUGCUAAUGCACUAUACUGUGGACUAUUAAAACUUGUGAUAGCAAUACUCUGCUGAAAUAAAGACAGACACUUCUGAAUUCUUUAUUAAAAUCCAGUCCAAUGCAUACAUGCAUCAGUUGCGCUCAUGCCUUGUUUUCUUACUCGAGUUGUUAAUUAUUCAAUAAAUUAGUUUGAAUUAAAUACAGAGCUUUAUUUUUAUUUUACACACAGCCAUGACGGAGCAUACAGGAACCCGAUGCAUAGCAUUCUAAAAGUGCAAAGAAUCAGCCGCAGAUGUGCCACAGAUACAGUAUAUAGAUUAGAGACCGCAGAGGAAGGAAGAAUAGAAGAUGAGAUACUCAGAUUGGACCUCAAACUGAAGAGUAAUGAUCACGAAAACAGAAACAGAAGAGUUCACUGAUGGUUCUGUUUGUGUGUAUAAUGUUAAAAAUGCAGUGAAGAUGAAAGCAGGCUGAUGGUGAGUCUGACCGUGCGUCUUCUCUAACGUCUGGAAGCGUAAUAAAAUAGGAAGUGACAUCAUUGGGUGACUGCUUUGCUCUUGCAACAUUAUAAAGAUAAUCCCUCCUGGCAGUCGGUCCCUCCAAAAGCCCAGCCGUCCUCUCCCCCGCUCUAAUCCAGGAUCAGGGAUUGGCUGCUGUGGCUCAACGCCGCUCUAAUCUUUGUGGUCCGCUCGUCGGCCAAAACACGUCAAAGCAGGUAGGGCCACCCUGCCACCCGCUCGUUAAAAAAGCUAGUUCUUCUUUAGGUUAGUGUUCUUGAUAAAAUAAUGUUAUUUUUAAGUCUACAUAUUAAAAGCCUGUACACACAAAUAAUAGAAAAAUAAAAGACUGCGUUCAUUUCGCCUCUGGACAGGUUAGCAAAGUAUUUACUAUCAUUUAUCUGAGUCUAGUUUUAUAGACAGUCACAGGACAUCAUAAGCACAGCUGAAGUUAAGGUUGCUGCACGAUUCUGGGGAGGCUUCCAAGGCAAGAAAUACUAAAAUAGCUCAUCAGGUUACAAGGUUUUAAUCAAAAAGCCCUCAAAACCACUCCAAACACUUUGGCCUGAACAAUCUGUUCUUCCUCAGAGAUUGCUACCAACACUUCUUCUUUGCUACUUUACAUCACGUAAAGGUGCAUUUGAAGAGAAUGAAGCUGAUUACAAUAUAUGAGUCGUUACAAGGAAUGCAGGCUGAGGCGGGAAAGCAAUUGGAUAACUUUAAGGUUAGAUCAAAAUGGAGAUGAGCUGGAAGGAGAUUAGGAUGAAAAAAAUUGAUAAUCUUGGGGGGGGAAAAAGAACA